Corapipo altera (White-ruffed manakin) is the source of this 738-nucleotide messenger RNA. RefSeq names its product trafficking protein particle complex 3 like (gene TRAPPC3L). Lineage: Eukaryota; Metazoa; Chordata; Aves; Passeriformes; Pipridae. The transcript has 5 exons. Gene Ontology annotation, biological process: intra-Golgi vesicle-mediated transport; endoplasmic reticulum to Golgi vesicle-mediated transport. Bases 175 to 720 code for a protein of 181 amino acids. Gene Ontology annotation, cellular component: cis-Golgi network membrane; TRAPP complex; cytosol. The record is from RefSeq and is a predicted model, not a curated record.
UCAAUAGCAUUACAGACUGCAGCAAACACAUCUCAUGCAAAAGGCAGAAGAGCAGAGAGGAGAAAACUUUAGAGAAGAGAAAGAGGAAAUACAGUGAUUGAGAGAAAACUAUGCUGCUUGAGGAAGAGCAGACAUAAACUGACAAUUGAAUACAUCAGGAAUUACAUAAGCAACAUGUCUCGGUCACCAGGAAGAAAGCCGGAGAACCACAAAAUAAGCAGAGAACUUUUUGUACUCACAUAUGGGGCUUUGGUAGCCCAGCUGUGCAAGGACUAUGAAAAUGAUGAAGACGUCAACACCUGUUUAGAUAGAAUGGGAUACAGCAUUGGUGUAAGGCUGAUUGAUGACUUUUUAGCUCAUUCAGCUGUUAAAAAAUGCCGCAGUUAUUCUGAAACUGCAGACAUGAUUGCACAGGUUGCUUUCAAGACGUACCUUGGGGUCACCCCUAGUGUGAGUUGCAGUAGUGCUGCAGGAAAUGAAUUCUCCUUAAUCCUGGACAAAAACCCACUAGUGGACUUCGUGGAGGAGCUGCCAGCAGAACGAGCAUCACUUUGCUACUGUAACCUCCUCUGUGGGGUGAUUAGAGGUGCCUUGGAAAUGGUUCACCUAGAAGCAGAUGUCACGUUCCUCCAGGACAGGCUGAAGGGUGAUGCUGUGACAGAAAUAGGAAUUACAUUUUUAAGGAAACCUGAAGGCAGAAAGCACAAAAGGAAUAAAUGAAAGAAAUAUUGGGAGAAA